Molecule: messenger RNA, 2028 nt
Organism: Talaromyces atroroseus
Lineage: Eukaryota; Fungi; Ascomycota; Eurotiomycetes; Eurotiales; Trichocomaceae
Exons: 5
Coding region: 1-2028 (675 amino acids)
Biological process (GO): aspartate transmembrane transport; L-glutamate transmembrane transport; malate-aspartate shuttle
Molecular function (GO): L-aspartate transmembrane transporter activity; calcium ion binding; L-glutamate transmembrane transporter activity
Source: RefSeq, a predicted model, not a curated record
AUGUCAAAGGUCUCUGCAGCCGUCAAGGCCUCCCUCGUCGGGACACAGGAGGAGGAGCUCGUAGUGUCGCAACAGAUUAAAGCCAAUUUUAUACAGCACGCGCGCAAGGACGAGAGCUCUGGAGAGCUGUACAUGACUGAGGAUGAAUUUAUCGAUGCUAUUGCGCCCAAGCAUCAAGACUAUCACAAAAUUCGACGUGACCAAUACGGUAUUCUAUUUCGAGUCGCUGAUCGCAGGAGGGUCGGGCGAAUUAACAUGACCGACUGGGCUGCAUUCGAGCACCUUUUAGCAAAGCCCGAUGCGGAAUACGAGAUCGCUUUCCGUUUGUUCGACGUGGAAGGAACCGGUGCCGUCAAAUUUGAAUCAUUUAAACAAUUGUACGAUCAGAACAAGGGCGCUGAAACCAUUCCUUUCGACUGGAAUUCCGAGUGGGCCUCGCUGUAUAUUGGAAGAAAGAAAACACGGCAUGACAUGACUUACCCACAGUUCGCCCAAAUGCUUCGCGGGUUGCAAGGAGAACGCAUUCGCCAGGCAUUCCAUCUCUUUGACAAGGACGGCGAUGGAUAUAUUGCUCCAGAGGAUUUCCAGCGCAUCAUUCUCGAGACUUCGAAACACAAACUCUCCGACUACCUGUUAGACCAUUUACCUACCUUGUGCAAUAUCUCAACAGGAAGCAAGAUUUCGUAUGCCAACGUCCGUGCUUUCCAGAAUAUCAUUCAAGAGAUAGACAUGAUUGAUAUCAUCAUUCGGGAAGCCACUAAAAAGAGCGCCGACGGAAAAAUAACUCGCGCUGAAUUCCUAAACGAAGCCGCUCGCAUUACACGCUUCUCACAGUUCACGCCCAUGGAAGCAGACAUUCUCUUUCAUUUUGCAGGAUUAGAGGCUCCGAGUGGGAGACUCUCCCUGAAAGAUUUCGCAAAGGUGAUUGAUGCCUCGUGGCAAACGGCAGAUCACGCGCUUGGCUCGUUGGCUGAAGGGGUCGCCAAAGCGGAAAAGAGCACCACCUCGUUUUUGUACGGCUUGCUUGAGUCCGCCCACCACUUUGCUCUUGGAAGUAUUGCUGGUGCUUUUGGUGCAUUUAUGGUCUACCCCAUUGAUUUGGUUAAGACGCAUUGUGCAAGGAAGGUCAUCCGCAACGAGGGUAUUCGUGGCCUUUAUUCCGGUGUUAUCCCGCAACUAAUUGGGGUUGCCCCUGAAAAGGCCAUUAAACUUACUGUCAACGACUUGGUUCGCGGUUAUGCCACGGACCAAGAAACGGGUAAAAUCAAAGUUCCCUGGGAGAUCCUUGCUGGAGCCUCUGCUGGUGGUUGCCAAGUUGUCUUUACAAACCCGUUAGAGAUUGUCAAGAUUCGACUCCAGGUCCAGGGCGAGCUUGCCAACAGUGUUGAAGGAACUCCUAAACGCUCUGCAAUGUGGAUUGUGAGGAAUUUGGGUCUUGUUGGACUUUAUAAGGGUGCAAGUGCUUGUCUUCUUCGUGACGUUCCGUUCUCCGCGAUCUACUUCCCUACCUAUGCCCAUUUGAAAUCAGACUUUUUCGGAGAGUCACCCACGAAAAAGCUUGGUGUAUUGCAGCUUCUCACAGCUGGUGCCAUCGCCGGUAUGCCUGCAGCCUACCUUACAACACCAUGUGAUGUGAUCAAGACACGUCUACAAGUGGAAGCUCGCAAGGGUGAGACGAAAUACACUUCUUUGCGCCAAUGUGCCUCCUCCAUCUGGAAAGAAGAAGGCUUUAAGGCUUUCUUCAAGGGCGGCCCCGCUCGUAUCCUGCGUUCGUCCCCGCAAUUUGGGUUCACUCUAGCAGCCUAUGAGGUUUUGCAAAAGGCUUUGCCCUUGCCUGGAUCUGAAGACCACGCCCCGUCUCUCUCGACUGUCGAGACGUCCUCAGUGCCAUCAACAAGUGCUCCACUCCCCUAUCUUCGCUCGCGAAAUGCUUUGAAACUCAUUCUCGACCUUGACGAGAACUUCGGCCGCGUCCGAAUUCCCGAUGGUGUUUCGCUUCCCAAAAUUUUCGGUGGAUCAAAGCAAUGA